This is a messenger RNA of Salvelinus fontinalis (brook trout), 2869 nucleotides long. It is a transcript of the gene fam91a1, whose product is annotated as family with sequence similarity 91 member A1. Gene Ontology annotation, cellular component: cytoplasmic vesicle; trans-Golgi network. The transcript is spliced from 24 exons. Lineage: Eukaryota; Metazoa; Chordata; Actinopteri; Salmoniformes; Salmonidae. Gene Ontology annotation, biological process: intracellular protein transport. Bases 186 to 2687 code for a protein of 833 amino acids. The record is from RefSeq and is a predicted model, not a curated record.
GGACGGAAGUGACGAACGAUUGUUCAAAAUACAACAAGGAAGUGGACAUUUAUUGAAAAGGACAAAUUUGCUAUCUUCAGAUCGGAAACAUUCGGAUUAUUAAAUUACUGUAUCAUUUUUUUUUUAAUGUUGAUGCGGGUAUAGUCAUCUUGGACAUCUUGGAUCCCGAUUCAAACUAGCUAGCAAUGAACACAGACGUCGAAUUUCACAUUAGGCAGAAUUAUCCGUGGAACAAGCUACCAGCAAAUGUCAAACAGAGUGUUGGGAACUCGCAGCGGGAAUAUGAGAAACAUGUGCAGUUGUAUAGUAUCCGCAACCAGCUAAGGUUCCGCAAUAACCUGGUGAGACACGUGAGGAAGGAUGAGAGGAAGUACUACGAGGAGCUGCUGAAGUACAGCCGAGAUCACCUGAUGCUCUACCCCUACCACCUGUCAGACAUCAUGGUCAAAGGCCUCCGCAUCACCCCCUUCUCCUACUACAUCAGCAUCAUGGAGGACAUCAUGAACGUAGAGAAGAGUUACGACUCGCUGCCCAACUUCACUGCUGCUGACUGUCUAAGGCUGCUGGGCAUCGGGAGAAACCAGUAUAUAGACUUGAUGAACCAGUGCAGGUCCUCCAAGAAAUUCUUCCGUAGGAAAACGGCGCGAGACCUGCUGCCCUCCAAGCCAGUAGAGAUCGCUGUAGAGCCGUGGUGGGUGGCUCAGACCGGAUACAUCACAGAGGAUGACAUCAGGAUCUGCUCGGUGGCAGAGAGGAAGGCAAUUGAUAAGAUGAUCGAUUCAGGACCCCAGCUGGCCGGAUCAAUGGAGUACAAUGUGGUGCUGAGUCUGUACAACAAGGGAUACAUCUAUCUGGACGUGCCCAUCUCUGAUGCCAGCUGUAUCUCAGUGCCCCCCCUGGAAGGCUUCGUGAUGAACAGGGUCCAGGGAGACUACUUUGAAACCCUUUUGUACAAAAUAUUUGUGUCCAUCGACGAGCAGACGAACGUGUCAGAGCUGGCUAAUGUUCUGGAGAUUGACUUGGGCCUGGUGAAGAAUGCUGUGUCUAUGUACUGUCGCCUGGGUUUUGCCCUGAAGAAAGGAGGCUCGUUCAGCUCAGAGCAGCUCCACCCCACAUGGAAGACUGCUCCCUCUGUCAACAGACUGAAGAGCACAGUGGAUCCCAAACAGAUGCUGCUGUCGUGGGAACAGGGGAGUCCUGUGAUGGAGGCUGGAUCCUCUGCUACAGACACCACCAGCCUGGAGGACCAAGACAACACCAGUGUGAGCAGCCUGAGUAACCCUGGUCCUGCUGCCCCGCCCACCAAGAGGAUCGCCUUCCUGUUUGACUCCACCCUCACCGCCUUCCUCAUGAUGGGGAACCUCUCUCCGAACCUGAAGAGCCACGCGGUCACUAUGUUUGAGGUGGGGAAGCUGUCGGACGAGACCCUGGACAGCUUUCUGAUGGAGCUGGAGAAAGUAGAGAGCACAGCGGAGGGCGAGGCCCAGAGGUAUUUUGACCACGCGCUGACCCUCAGGAACACCAUCCUGUUUCUCCGCUACAACAAGGAACUGACCACCGACCAGGGCCCUGACCUGCCUAACAACGGCCUGCCCCUGGACAUGCUCCGCUGUGAGAGUCUGCUGGGUCUAGACCAGGCCACCUGCAGCCGUGUCCUCAACAAGAACUACAAACUACUGGUCUCCAUGGCACCGCUCAGCAACGAGAUACGACCUAUCAGCAGCUGCACGCCUCAGCACAUUGGCCCAGCCAUCCCUGAGGUGAGCUCCAUCUGGUUCAAGCUCUACCUGUACCAUGUGACCGGCCAGGGGCCUCCCUCCCUGCUGCUGUCCAAGGGCUCCAGGCUCCGGAAACUACCGGACACCUUCCAGGUUUUUGACAGGCUGCUGAUCACUUCCUGGGGUCACGACCCCGGUGUGGUUCCUACGUCCAACGUGCUGACCAUGCUCAAUGACGCACUCACACACUCUGCUGUACUCAUACAGGGCCAUGGACUGCAGGGUCAUGGAGAGACAGUUCACGUGCCCUUCCCGUUUGACCAGGAGGAUCUCAAAGGAGAGUUCUCCUCCUCCAACAUGUGUGUCCACAAGGCCCUGCUGCUGCUGAGGGAGAAGGUGGAUCUGGAGCACCAGUGUGGUUACAUCACCAUGCUCAACCCCAACAACAGGCACCGCAGGAGGGCCAGCGAGAGCUCCGACGGCAGGGGAGACAGUCGUCUGGGAGGUGGGCUGGAGGUUAACAGCAGCACAGAGUCCUUUGAGCUGGUCACAGAGGACAACAAUGGAGGGAAGCAAGCAGCAGAAGUGCCGUUGACAGAGGAUAAGUGGGUCCCUCUAGAGCUGUGCUUUGGGAUGCCCCUCUUCAGCUCCGAGCUCAACCGCAAAAUAUGCAGAAAGAUCGCCUCGCACGGCCUCUGUAGCAAAGACAGCCUUCAAGACUUACUUCAUUCCAGCCGAAAACUAUCAUUGAAAGUUCUGAGUUUUGUUCAGUCAUUUCAGGAUGGCAGCCAGGGUCAGCCUGACCCUGACAGUGGAGUGUCCGGUCCUCUCAGCCAGCCCCCGGCCGAGUCUGGUGUUCCGCUGCCCGCUCUCAACCUCAUCUUCAAGGACGGACAGCUGAGGGAGUGGAGUGGACGAGCUCCUCCACCCCUCCACAUCUCAGCCCUGCAGAAAGACCAGUCCUUAUAGACCCCUCCACAUCUCAGCCCUGCAGAAAGACCUUAUAGACCCCUCCACAUCUCAGCCCUGCAGAAAGACCUUAUAGACCCCUCCACAUCUCAGCCCUGCAGAAAGACCUUAUAGACCCCUCCACAUCUCAGCCCUGCAGAAAGACCAGUCCUUAUAGACCCCUCCACAUCUCAGCCCUGUAG